ACUCUCGGUUGAGUUGCCACAUUAGUCAAAGCUACGCGGUGGCAUUUUUCCCCCAACCUCUCGGUUGUGGUGGGCGUCCCCUGUGAGCGGCGGUGUGUUGCACCUGCUGGCUCGGCAUGCAGCGUGCAAGCUCAGCCGCCAUCGUGGUCUUUUGCACCGGGCUUUGGGUUUCUCACCCUGCGCUGGUGCAGAGCCAGGAGUCCGGGGGACGCCCCAGGUCCGACUGUGAAGUAUGUAAAGAAUUCUUAAACCGAUUCUACAACUCCUUAAUUAUCAGUGAAGUUACCUUUACACCGGACACCAUAGAAAAAGAGUUGAUCAGCUUUUGCUUGGAUGCCAAAGGAAAAGAAAAUCGCCUGUGUUAUUAUCUAGGGGCCACGAAGGACGCAGCCACCAAGAUCCUAGGUGAAGUCACACGCCCCAUGAGUGUGCACAUGCCUGCGGGGAAGAUUUGUGAGAAGCUGAGGAAGGUGGACAGCCAGAUCUGUGAGCUGAAAUAUGAAAAGACUGUGGACUUGACGACAGUGGAUCUGUGGAAGAUGGGAGUGGUGGAGCUGAAGCGGAUUCUGCAUGGCUGGGGCGAAGAGUGCAGGGCCUGUGCGGAAAAAGCCGACUACGUGAAUCUGAUCAAAGAACUGGCCCCCAAAUACCAAGUGAUGUACCCCCAAACAGAGCUCUGACCUCACACACCAGCACACUGUGGCUUACAUGAGGGAGAAAAUGAUGCUCAAGGCUGUGGAACUGUUGUUUGAGGGCAACCUGGUAUCGCGUUGCGUUGGGUGUCAGACUGUCUUUAUGUAUUACCUCAGAAUGCCUUAAUUUAGGAAUUUUACUGGCAUCUCACAUUUGCAUUGAGCCAAAGCCUGCAAGUGCCUUUCUCCUGAUUCUCCUUACUGAGCUUCUAAAAUUGGGAAAACAGAACUGCUGAAUAUUAAUGAAAUAAGAGCACAGAGUGUGCCCACAGGGGUGUUUUUGUAUAUGAGUUUUAAAUCAAAUACAUUGAACUAGGCAAAAAGAAACAACAGCUUAGCUAACAUACAACUUCAACCCCAACAAUGGUCUAACAUAAUCAACUUUUUCUUUCUUGUUUGACUGUAAAAAGAUCCAUUCUGGGUCUCUUUGCUCUCUGAAUAGUAGGACAGGGUCAAUGGAAGUUAGGGUUUUCCUUUUCAAGAAAACCUGCUUGAAACUACUUAGAGAAACCGGAUCAAGCAUGUAUUCAAGGUUAGUGUAGCAACACUUGCAUUGCUCAGUGAACCAAGCUUAAGCUCUCCAUUAUUAUAUAGUAUUACACAAGGUGUUGGCAGAGGAUUAAAGUGUCUCAAAAACAUGCAGACAACAUGGAGAUUUGUGGGUUUUCAAUGCUAUUUCAUCAGUGUUAGCAUUAUUUUAUACUGUUUAUCUUUUAUUUAUUUAUUUUUUUUUUUUGCCAGUCCUAGGCCUUUGACUCAGGGCCUGAGCAC
Messenger RNA from Perognathus longimembris pacificus (Pacific pocket mouse), 1463 nucleotides. It is a transcript of the gene Cdnf, whose product is annotated as cerebral dopamine neurotrophic factor. Gene Ontology annotation, cellular component: endoplasmic reticulum. The transcript has 4 exons. The record is from RefSeq and is a predicted model, not a curated record. Gene Ontology annotation, biological process: dopaminergic neuron differentiation; neuron projection development. NCBI's taxonomy places the organism in Eukaryota, Metazoa, Chordata, Mammalia, Rodentia, Heteromyidae. Bases 117 to 680 code for a protein of 187 amino acids.